AUGACUCUGAAAGCUGCCGCAAAAAGAAAAGUUGCCAGGACCAUCCGAAACCACAACAGACUUCUUACCGAUGUCCGUCUACAAACCCUACGAGACCUAGGGAAAGUAAUGAGUGUUGUCUCACAGGAAAAAGCUUCAUCUCACUUCAUGAGAGAUGGAGAGUACACGACAUUUGCUGACUGGUGCUUCAUACACCGAGCAAGAUUGAACUUGCUUCCUCUGAAUGGAGCCAACCCACGACCAAAUGCAAACAAGCCCUGCCUUCGAUGUGCUUGGCAAAACGAAACAUUGCCACAUAUCAUGUGCCAUUGCAUAACAUAUUCUGAUGCCUAUAGAAGACGUCACAAUGCACUAGUGGACAGUCAAGAUAAUUGCCUUAGGACGCCACUGGAAAGUAAUAUCAGAAAAUCAGUGUGUCCCAAGAGCAGUGUCCUCAAACCCGACCUCGUCAUCGAGAAGAACAACAAACUACUGAUCAUCGACGUCACCUGCUCCUUUGAGAGUAUGGGGGAUGCCUUCGCAGAUGCACGGACCGAGAAGGAAACGAAGUACGCCGAUCUUGCUGUGGAGAUGAGGGCGUUGCCGCGGUACAACAGAGUGACCGUCCACGCCUUCAUAGUUGGACUACUAGGAUCGUACGACCCACUCAACGAGCAACUGAUGAAGAGUGGCGUCGAAGAAGUACUUCGCAACCUUCAGAAAGCUGUGUGUGUGAGCGAUGUGAUAAGAUGGUCGAGGAUGCGGUACAUCGAGCACAUCACCGGAGCUCGACAAUAUGAAUAA
Messenger RNA from Procambarus clarkii (red swamp crayfish), 783 nucleotides. RefSeq lists its product as uncharacterized. The record is from RefSeq and is a predicted model, not a curated record. NCBI's taxonomy places the organism in Eukaryota, Metazoa, Arthropoda, Malacostraca, Decapoda, Cambaridae.